Molecule: messenger RNA, 1134 nt
Organism: Carassius carassius (crucian carp)
Lineage: Eukaryota; Metazoa; Chordata; Actinopteri; Cypriniformes; Cyprinidae
Exons: 7
Coding region: 1-1134 (377 amino acids)
Source: RefSeq, a predicted model, not a curated record
AUGUAUGGGACCUGGUAUAGUGAAUAUGCAGUGGACGGUGUACGUGACAGCUGUUCCCACACCAGCACACAGACCGACCCGUGGUGGAGAGUGGAUCUGAUGAAGGUAUACAGAGUAAACAGAGUGGCCAUCACUAACAGAAUCAGCUCCUAUUCUGAUGUCGUAUCCAGAAUAAACGGGGCAGUGAUUCGUGUCGGGAACUUCCUUGACAUUUACAGCAACCCUGUAUGUGCUGUAGUUUCUACUAUUCCUUCUGGAGACACAGCCAUCUUCUCAUGCGGUGGGACUGAGGGACGUUACGUGAUUGUUCAUAUUCCUGGAGUUGGGAAAAUUCUUACUCUCUGUGAGGUUGAAGUCUACGGGUAUUUAAGAGGAAAUCGGGCAGUAGAUGGAGCUGCUUCACAGUCAUCAACAUUUGGGAACUGGUUUCCUGAAAAGGCCACUGAUGGCAAUCGAGGUCUCCAGCAGUUGUAUAUGGGAUGUUCCUCAACCCUUAAUCAGAGUAACCCAUGGUGGAGUGUGGAUCUGCGUGAUAUUUACCGAGUAAGUAGAGUGGUUGUCACUAUCAGAAAAGACUGCUGUGCGGAACGAAUAAACGGAGCAGAGAUUCACAUCGGAAACUCUUUGGAGAACAACAGCAACAACAAUCCCAUAUGUGCAGUUAUUCCUGCUAUUCCAGCAGGUGAGUCCUACAGCUACUCAUGUAAUGGGAUGGAGGGACGUUUCGUGAAUCUGAUCAUUCCUGGAGACAUGAAAAUACUUACUCUGUGUGAGGUGGAGAUCUAUGGAGAAGGUCCUGUUUUAAAAAGAUCGUUUGUAAAAAUGCGGUUUAACUCCAGAGCUGAUUUGACUGACCCUUCAGUAGGAGAAAAUAUUUUGAAACAGGUGGAAUCUGCUCUAGCUGAUAGAGGAUUCAUAAACGUGAUACUACAUUGGUCUCAAACCCCUAAACAGGAAGUCAAGCAGAAGGUGGACACUGCUAUGAAAGAGAUGAAGAGAGUCUUCGACCGGGCCGCGACCGGCAGGGAGGCCGCCCAUCGCCUCUCGGAACUCCGGCAAGGAUCUUCUUCCAUCACCGACUACUCCAUCGAGUUCCGCACCAUGGUGGCCGAACGAGGCGGCGCAGUGGGAUAG